AAACGAUCCUCACCGCAACCGCAAUCCCCCCGCGUCGCCGUCGCCUCUUCACCCCUCCUCUCUCCAGCCUCACACUCUCGGCGCAUCGCUCAUCUAUCCUAGAGACGGAUUAAAGCGUCCUAACCGCUACCAUGGCGGCGCCUGUUCCCAUCAGUGAAGUUAAGGGCAACACCCGCGAGAGUCGGACGGCUGCGCAUUCACACAUUAAAGGGCUAGGCUUAUCAAAUGAUGGGCGCGCAUCCUCAGGUGCGGGAGGCUUCAUCGGCCAGGCCGCAGCUCGAGAGGCCUGUGGACUAGUCGUCGACCUCGUUCGCGCAAAGAAGAUGUCCGGACGAGCUGUUCUCCUUGCUGGCGGCCCUGGAACGGGCAAGACGGCCCUUGCCCUGGCAGUGAGCCAGGAGUUAGGGACCAAAGUGCCGUUUUGUCCCAUCGUCGGCAGCGAGAUCUACUCUGCAGAGAUAAAGAAGACCGAGGCGCUGAUGGAGAACUUCAGACGCGCUAUAGGCCUACGUGUCAAGGAAACUAAGGAGGUCUACGAGGGCGAGGUGACUGAGCUCACACCCGAAGAGGCAGAGAACCCGCUCGGGGGCUAUGGUCGCACUAUUUCCCAUCUCCUCAUUUCCCUCAAGUCCGCAAGAGGCACGAAGAAGCUACGGCUAGACCCAUCCAUCUACGAAGCCAUCCAAAAAGAACGCGUUCGCCUGGGGGACGUCGUCUACAUCGAAGCCAAUACCGGCGCUGUGAAACGAGUGGGUCGAUCUGAUGCCUAUGCGACUGAGUUUGACCUGGAGGCUGAGGAAUACGUCCCGAUUCCUAAAGGAGACGUGCGCAAGAAGAAGGAGAUUGUGCAGGAUGUGACCUUGCACGAUCUAGAUGUUGCCAACGCGCGACCACAGGGUGGGCAAGACAUAAUGAGUAUGAUGGGCCAAUUGAUGAAACCGAAGAAGACGGAGAUCACGGAAAAGCUGCGGCUAGAGAUCAAUAAAGUGGUCAACAAGUACAUUGAUCAAGGUGUGGCAGACCUAGUACCGGGAGUACUAUUCAUCGACGAGGUUCACAUGCUCGACCUAGAAGCCUUUACUUUUCUAAACCGUGCCCUCGAGUCCCCUCUGUCCCCUCUAGUAAUCCUGGCCUCAAAUCGCGGCCUCACUCACAUCCGCGGAAGCUCUUCCUUGCCUCCUUCAGCGCACGGUAUUCCUCCGGACUUGCUUGCUCGUCUCCUGAUUAUUCCUACGCACCCGUACGCUCCCCCAGAGAUUCGAUCCAUCAUCAAGACCCGGGCCAAAACAGAAGGUCUCAACAUAUCAGAACCUGCUCUUGACAAAGUCAGUUUGCUGGGUGAGAAAGUGAGCCUGAGAUAUGCGCUGCAGUUGCUUGCGCCUGCAAGCGUGCUGGCCAAGGUUGGCGGAAGGGAGGCUGGACGAAUCGAUGUGGACGAUGUCACUGAAUGCGAGGAGUUGUUCUUAGACGCAAAGAGGAGCGCGCAAAACUUGGGAACCGGAGAUGGCUACAUUGCGUAGGGUUGUUGGCAGGUCUCCUGUUUUGGUCGUGUACGAUAGGCGCAAUCUGGAAACAAGGGAUGGCAUAAUCUUUGCGAGGAUAUCCUUUAUUAGUUAAAAGGACGUAGUACCAAUAGUGAACAAAAACGC
This is a messenger RNA of Lindgomyces ingoldianus, 1649 nucleotides long. Its product is annotated as TIP49-domain-containing protein. The record is from RefSeq and is a predicted model, not a curated record. Gene Ontology annotation, cellular component: R2TP complex; NuA4 histone acetyltransferase complex; Ino80 complex. Gene Ontology annotation, biological process: box C/D snoRNP assembly; chromatin remodeling; regulation of transcription by RNA polymerase II. Gene Ontology annotation, molecular function: ATP binding; ATP hydrolysis activity; DNA helicase activity. The coding region runs from base 132 to 1520 and encodes 462 amino acids. NCBI's taxonomy places the organism in Eukaryota, Fungi, Ascomycota, Dothideomycetes, Pleosporales, Lindgomycetaceae. The transcript has 3 exons.